This is a messenger RNA of Pseudocercospora fijiensis CIRAD86, 1128 nucleotides long. RefSeq lists its product as uncharacterized. Gene Ontology annotation, cellular component: proteasome core complex, alpha-subunit complex; nucleus; proteasome core complex. NCBI's taxonomy places the organism in Eukaryota, Fungi, Ascomycota, Dothideomycetes, Mycosphaerellales, Mycosphaerellaceae. The coding region runs from base 143 to 1018 and encodes 291 amino acids. Gene Ontology annotation, biological process: ubiquitin-dependent protein catabolic process. The record is from RefSeq and is a predicted model, not a curated record. The transcript has 3 exons.
AAUCGACCACUUCACCUCGCCAUACAUCAAACACACCCCAUACAGCUGCGCACAGUAGACAUCUUCAGUUUCAUUCCAGCUCGACUGCUCUGCAUACUGCUGCGCCGACCUUGACUUCACCACCGUCUUCAAAACAGCAGCCAUGACCUCCAUAGGCACGGGCUACGAUCUUUCCAACUCCGUCUUCUCCCCCGAUGGUCGCAACUUCCAGGUCGAAUACGCAGUCAAGGCAGUAGAGAAUGGCGGCACAGCAAUCGGCAUCCGCUGCAAGGAUGGCGUUGUGCUGGCACUAGAGAAGCUCGUCACAAGCAAACUGCUCAAGAAAGAUGCGAACAAGCGGAUAGCCACGGUGGAUCGGAAUAUCGGCGUGGUGCACUCUGGCCUCUUACCUGAUGGCCGACACUUCGUCUCCCGCGCGCGCGACGAAGCCUCAUCCUGGCGCAGCACAUACAAAGCACCCAUCCCCGUCGCAUCACUCGCGAACCGCAUGGGCGCCUACGUACAAGCAUAUACACUCUACUCCUCCGUACGACCAUUCGGCAUCACCGCCAUCGUUGGUGGCUGGGAUGCAGAAACCGAGUUGGACGUCGAUGGUGCAGUAGGCUCAGGACCAAAGGUGGGAGCUGGUGGCAAGACCAAGGGUGUCAAGGAAGGUGGACCGUACCUCUACAUGAUCGAGCCAUCAGGGCUAUACUGGGGUUACUAUGGCGCCGCCACAGGCAAGGGCAGACAAGCAGCGAAAGCUGAAUUGGAGAAAUUGAAGCUGGAUCCAAAGGCUGGCGAGACGCUCAGCUUGGAAGAGGGCGUGAAGGAGGCGGCUCGCAUUAUCUACGUGGCACAUGACGACAACAAGGACAAGGAGUUUGAGUUGGAGAUGACUUGGAUCAGCGCAGUCAACGGACCGACCCAGGGCAGACAUGAGGAAGUGCCGAAGCAUCUGCGGGAAGAGGCUGAGCGUCUGGCGAAGAUCGCCAUUGAGGGUGAAGAUGAGGAAGAAGAAGGCAAGAUGGAGGAGUGAAGAAUUGAUGGAAUGUAAGAUACAAGUGCAUAAGACGAGCAUAGAGCAGCCGCGGCGAGGCGAGGCCAGGCGAGGCGUCAGGCGCUGCAUUUGCUGUAACAAUUCCUGAC